AUAAAGCCCUGCUGGGCACUGCUGGGCAUCUCUUUCAAGGUUUCUGCUGGGUUUCUGAACUGCUGGGUUUCUGCUUGCUCCUCUAGAGAUGCAGCGUCUGUUGACUCCAGUGAAGCGCAUUCUGCAACUGACAAGAGUGAUGCAGGAAACCUCCCUCACACCUGCUCGCCUGCUCCCAGUAGCCCACCAAAGGUUUUCUACAGCCUCUGCUAUCCCCCUGGCCAAAACAGAUACUUGGCCAAAGGACGUGGGCAUCCUGGCCCUGGAGGUCUACUUCCCAGCCCAAUAUGUGGACCAAACUGACCUGGAGAAGUAUAACAAUGUGGAAGCAGGAAAGUAUACAGUGGGCUUGGGCCAGACCCGUAUGGGCUUCUGCUCAGUCCAAGAGGACAUCAACUCCCUGUGCCUGACAGUGGUGCAACGGCUGAUGGAGCGCAUACAGCUCCCAUGGGACUCUGUGGGCAGGCUGGAAGUAGGCACUGAGACCAUCAUUGACAAGUCCAAAGCUGUCAAAACAGUGCUCAUGGAACUCUUCCAGGAUUCAGGCAAUACUGAUAUUGAGGGCAUAGAUACCACCAAUGCCUGCUACGGUGGUACUGCCUCCCUCUUCAAUGCUGCCAACUGGAUGGAGUCCAGUUCCUGGGAUGGGCUGAGGGGAACCCAUAUGGAGAAUGCAUAUGACUUCUACAAACCAAAUUUGGCCUCGGAGUACCCAAUAGUGGAUGGGAAGCUUUCCAUCCAGUGCUACUUGCGGGCCUUGGAUCGAUGUUACACAUCAUACCGUAAAAAAAUCCAGAAUCAGUGGAAGCAAGCUGGCAGCGAUCGACCCUUCACCCUUGACGAUUUACAGUACAUGAUCUUUCAUACACCCUUUUGCAAGAUGGUCCAGAAGUCUCUGGCUCGCCUGAUGUUCAAUGACUUCCUGUCAGCCAGCAGUGACACACAAACCAGCUUAUAUAAGGGGCUGGAGGCUUUCGGGGGGCUAAAGCUGGAAGACACCUACACCAACAAGGACCUGGAUAAAGCACUUCUAAAGGCCUCUCAGGACAUGUUUGACAAGAAAACCAAGGCCUCCCUUUACCUCUCCACGCACAAUGGGAACAUGUACACCUCAUCCCUGUAUGGGUGCCUGGCCUCGCUUCUGUCCCACCACUCUGCCCAAGAACUGGCUGGCUCCAGGAUUGGUGCCUUCUCUUAUGGCUCUGGUUUAGCAGCAAGUUUCUUUUCAUUUCGAGUAUCCCGGGAUGCUUCUCCAGGCUCUCCCCUGGACAAGUUGGUGUCCAGUACAUCAGACCUGCCAAAACGCCUAGCCUCCCGAAAGUGUGUGUCUCCUGAGGAGUUCACAGAAAUAAUGAACCAAAGAGAGCAAUUCUACCAUAAGGUGAAUUUCUCCCCACCUGGCGACACAAACAGCCUUUUCCCAGGUACUUGGUACCUGGAGCGAGUGGACGAGCAGCAUCGCCGAAAGUAUGCCCGGCGUCCCGUCUAAAGGUGUUCUACAGAUCCAUGGAAAGCUUCCUGGGAAACGUAUGCUAGCAGAGCUUCUCCCUGUGAAUCAUAUUUUUAAGAUCCCACUCUUAGCUGGUAAAUGAAUUUGAAUUGACAUGGUAGCCCCAUAAGCAUCAGCCCUGUAGAGUGAGGUGCCAUCCCUAGCGGGCCCUUCAUUCCUCUCCAUGCUGCAAUCACUGUCCUGGGCUUAUGGUGCUAUGGGCUACGGGUCCUUUGUGAAAGAGCAAGAUGGAGCAAUGGAGAGAAGACCUCUUCCUGAAUCACUGGCCUCCAGAAAUGUGCAUGCAGAUCAGCUGUUGCCUUCAAGAUCCAGAUAAACUUUCCUGUCAUGUGUUAGAACUUUAUUAUUAUUAAUAUUGUUAAACUUCUGUGCUAUUCCUGUGAAUCUCCAAAUUUUGUACCUUGUUCUAAGCUAAUAUAUGGCAAUUAAAACGAGAGAAAGAGGAAAUGAUUCCUGUGUUUCUUGGAACCCAGAAUACAAACCCAGCUAACAUGCAGCAAGCCUACUAGACCUCGUGGGUCAGAGGGCUGGGUCCUCACCUCACAGGCUGCCUCUGUCCCCCUGCAAUUCCAUUCUAUUUCUGCCACAUGCCAAGUGCUGUGAACAGGUACAAGGCAAAUAAGAACGGUAGAACACAGCUUCCCCCAGCCCACUUCCCUGAUCUAAACACACCACAUAGACAGAGAGCAGCAGACAGAGGCCAGCAGGAGCUGUAGUUCAGAUCUUCUUGGUCAUUCCUUGCCGCUGUUAUUUGAACGAAUAAACACAGGGCAAAGGUUAACAAGUUUUUGCCUUCUAUAGCCAAAAAUAAAAAAAUAAAUAAAUUUUGA
Messenger RNA from Nomascus leucogenys (northern white-cheeked gibbon), 2340 nucleotides. NCBI's taxonomy places the organism in Eukaryota, Metazoa, Chordata, Mammalia, Primates, Hylobatidae. The record is from RefSeq and is a predicted model, not a curated record.